AUGCGUGUAGCCGUCGAGUUGCCGUUGUUCGAGGCCGUGUGUGCUACUGACGGUGACUCGAUCACCGCUCGAGAGAUAGCCAAAUCCCAAGACGUUAAAGAGGACCUUGUCGGUACGUUGGCGCCGCUUCGACAUGAAAAGAGGGAACGUAUGCCAAAAAUAUGCAGUUUGUAUAAUGCGCGCCCUCACGGUAGUGGGUGUCUGCGACGAGCCGGCCUUUGUAAUUACUCGCCCAAUGAUGUCACCAAAGAAUUCACAUCAAGAGGGCUUGUGGAUGGCGUCAAGUGCCUCUCUCUCAAACGUACCGGGCCCCGCGUCCCCAAACCCCCAGAAGAGACUGCUCUCGCCUACGCCGACAAAGCAACCCUGUUCGAGUGGAUGAAGAAAGCUCCAGAGCAGCGGAAAUACUUUGACAGUUUCAUGACAGGACGCCGCAAAGGAAUUCAAACCCCUAAAAAGGGGCCCGGUAGCCCACCGAGAGGCGACCAAAAGAAUGCUAUUUUGCGCCAUUUUGAAUAUAGUUCUUGA
This is a messenger RNA of Letharia lupina, 528 nucleotides long. RefSeq lists its product as uncharacterized. NCBI's taxonomy places the organism in Eukaryota, Fungi, Ascomycota, Lecanoromycetes, Lecanorales, Parmeliaceae. Bases 1 to 528 code for a protein of 175 amino acids. The transcript is spliced from 2 exons. The record is from RefSeq and is a predicted model, not a curated record.